AUGGCACACAAAGUUAUAAAAAAGGUGGUGGCCUUAGAGCUGGCGCUGGACCUGAUUCAGAUGUUUGCGAAUUACUUUCGUCGGCUGUGCUUCUACUACUACAGGAAGAUGCAGGUCAAUGACCAAUCAGAGUGUUGGAGUCUUCAUAAGCUCUGCUCUCAUUGGUUAAUCGCCUUUAGUUCUACAGAAAUUAAUCUUAGGCCAGUUGGUCGCGAAAAGAUUGUGAUGGACACAAUAACGCCUUACCUAGUACAAGGUGGCCAUGUUAUUGGCGGAACAGCUCCGAUGCCUCCGCUUCAGUCUACGGCGUCAGCAACCAGUGGGUAUGGUUACGGAUCCUGGAGCACGGUGUAUGCACCGACGAAUCAACACACACUGACGGGGCCAUCGAAUAUUGAGAACUCACAAAAUGGAAUGUCCCGAGCCGAUACUACACCGUUAACUCCGAGCGUUUUUUCGUCGUCGCCACCAUAUUAUCAAAAUCCAAUGCUCAAUAUGACUAACAGCAUGGCGGCGUUGUCAUUUGGUGGGCCCCAGCCUCAACCGGGAUCCAAUACGAAUCGAUCCGACCAAUAUUCAGGAAUGAGCACGUCUUCUGGAUUUCCAACGCUUGCACAGCCACCCCAGUUGAUGUAUAUGCAAUUCAAUCAACCUCCUGCACAGGGCGCUGCUCCAUCGCUGGGGAGCAGUGCUAUGCCAACAAUGCCAGGUGCUCAUCUUGGUCCUGGCUUAGGCGUUCAAAACUUUGGCAGUUCGCGAGUUCCACUGUUCGGUGCUCCUGCUCCCUCACCGAACUCUGCACAUUUUGGGGGUGCUCACAACAGAAGGCGAACUGAGGACAAUAACGGAAGACAACCCAGUCGUAGCCACCUGCUAGACGAUUUCCGUAACAACCGUACUCCUCAACUACAGAUCACGGACAUCUUAUCACAUGUUGUCGAAUUUGCCAAAGAUCAGCAUGGAUCCAGGUUUAUCCAGCAAAAACUUGAGCGUGCAUCUGCGAAAGAAAAACAAUUGCUAUUUGAAGAAGUUCUCGCUAAUGCUCACGCCCUGAUGGUGGAUAAGUUUUUCGAGUUUGGCACUCCUGAACAGAAAGUUGCCCUCGGAAGAGCAUUAAAGGGUGAUGUGAUGAAUCUUGCGCUGCAAAUGUAUGGCUGUCGUGUAAUCCAGAAAGCGCUGGAGUCUAUUGAUGAAACGAUUCAUGCACUCGCUCAAUCACCUGGCAAUUUUCAGAUAAUGCAACUUUCGAUGCAUCCUUAUGGCUGCAGGGUGAUUCAAAGAGUUUUGGAACAUUGCACAGAAGAGCAGAAAAGACCUGUUUUGGAGGCUUUGCAUUCCAAUGUGCGUACACUUGUUCUGGAUCAGUACGGAAAUUAUGUGAUACAGCAUGUGAUUGAGCACGGAAGCGAACAGGAUAGAGAUAGAAUUGUUCAAGAGAUUGCUGGGAAUGUGCUGAAGUACGCUCAGCACAAAUUUGCUUCAAAUGUUAUUGAGAAAUGCCUGAUUUGUGCUGGACCACAGCACAAAACCCUUCUCAUUAAUGAAGUUUGCGGUGAUCCGGAUGACCCAUCUCCUCCAAUUUUGCUGAUGAUGAAAGACCAGUUUGCAAAUUAUGUCGUCCAAAAAAUGUUGGAUACAGCAGAUCCAGUCUAUCGCAAAAAAAUGAUGUACGCGAUCAAACCGCAUAUACCUACGCUUCGGAAAUUUAGCUACGGCAAGCACAUCAUAAGUGAGUUCGUUAAACCACACUUCUGUUUACAAUUUUUUUUUGUACCAGUACUUGGUGAAGAAGAAGUUCAGUUCUGUUUUUUGAAAUUGUGA
Strongylus vulgaris is the source of this 1821-nucleotide messenger RNA. The record is from the annotation of a GenBank genome assembly. NCBI's taxonomy places the organism in Eukaryota, Metazoa, Nematoda, Chromadorea, Rhabditida, Strongylidae.